CGCAUUAAAAAAAAGAAAUCAAACUUGAUAAUACAUUCUGUAAAUAAUAAAAUAAAUAAUAAAUAAAAAGGAAUAAAUAUAAUUGAAUAAAGAAAAAAAGAAGCUCCCUCUCCAGCCAACGUCCUUCAUUUGCUUCGUCAGCAACUCCAAUUAAACCCCCCAAUCCCCAAAAGAGGAAAAAAGAAAAAUCCCCAAAUCCGUAGCAAAAGAACCCUAAUCUUGAAAUUCCAUCUCCCCCGUUCCUCCCAAAUUGUUUCCAUUAAUUCACCUCCAUUCCCUCAAUGGUCCAUUCCUUUUGACAAUUCAAUCUCUUAACUCUCUCGAAUUCCACCCCCAGAGGAUGGCAGACCCCCAACGAUUCCCUCCGCCGCAGUCCGGCAACAACAAGAAUUCGCUGUUGUCUCCGACGAGCUCCCGUUCCGUUACGGAGACCGUGAAUGGGUCUCACAAGUUCGUAAUCCAGGGUUAUUCUUUGGCGAAAGGCAUGGGAAUCGGAAAACACAUAGCCAGCGAUAACUUCACCGUGGGAGGGUAUCAAUGGGCGAUUUAUUUUUACCCCGACGGCAAGAAUCCCGAGGAUAAUUCUACCUAUGUGUCUGUGUUUAUUGCGUUGGCGAGUGAAGGCACCGAUGUGCGUGCUCUGUUUGAGCUGACGCUGAUGGAUCAAAGCGGGAAAGGGAAGCACAAGGUUCAUAGUCAUUUUGAUCGUUCCCUUGACAGCGGACCUUACACUUUGAAAUACCGCGGCAGCAUGUGGGGAUACAAACGUUUUUUCCGUCGUGCUAUGCUGGAAACUUCGGAUUAUCUUAAGGAUGACUGCUUGAAAAUUAAUUGCACCGUGGGAGUGGUGGUAUCUGCGAUAGACUGUUCGAGGUUACAUUCAAUCCAGGUCCCAGAUUCUGAUAUUGGAGCACAAUUUGGUGCAUUGUUAGAAAAUAUGGAUGGGUCUGAUGUUAUUUUCAAUGUCUGCGGUGAAACAUUUCAUUCCCACAAAUUAGUAUUGGCUGCUCGUUCUCCCGUGUUCCGGUCUGAAUUUUUUGAGAGUUCAGAAGGAAGCAAUCAGGAAAUUGUCAUCUCUGACAUGGAACCUUCGGUCUUUAAGGCUAUGCUGCAUUUCAUCUAUAGAGAUUCGCUCGUUGAAGAUGAACUAGUAGCUUCCAGCUCCACUUCUGAUCCUUCUGAAUUUGACUCAUUGACGGCCAAGUUGCUGGCUGCAGCUGAUCGAUAUAAUUUGACAAGGUUAAAAACGGUGUGUGAAUCACACCUUUGCAAGGAGAUUUCUGUAAACUCUGUUGCUCAAAUUCUUGCUUUGGCUGAGAAAUAUCACGCAACAGAAUUAAAAGCUGUUUGUCUUAGAUUUGCUGCUGAAAAUCUUGCUGCUGUAAUGAGGUCAGAUGGCUUUGAAUACCUUAAAGAGAACUGCCCUUCUCUACAGUCGGAAAUUUUGAAGACAGUAGCUGGUUGUGAGGAGGAUUGUAGCAGCGGAGGGGGGAAGUCCCGGAGUGUCUGGGCACAGCUUUCGGAUGGGGGUGAUACCAAUGGGAGGAGGGUAAGGCAGCGAACAUAAACUUUUGUUGUAGGGAACUGAUGUUGUUUGUACUUGAUGGUGUAAGCCUUGUAACUUGUAAGUUGAUUGUUUUGUUGAGAGAAAGCAAACGAAAUUCCCAUAGUUCUGUAAUUGUUGUUCGUGUAUUACAGUUGUGGCUGUAAACUGAAUGCCUUUGCUCUCGGAAAAGGAGGGAGUAUGAAGUUAAAAAGAUGUGUUCUAUAUGCUCAAGUUAUGGUGCUCUGUCAUCUUUGCAUCCUGUGGAAUUUACAUAAAGGGCUGUUUGCAUUGUUCAUAUAUCUGUAAUUGGCGUCCCUGAUGGAAAUUAAUGUCUCUCUGAAGAACCAUAUUUCUUUCCUUGCCUUGAGUUUUUUUCCCCCUUUUCAUAGAGGUGGUGUUCAUGUAUAUUUGCAUGCUUUUUGUGCUUCUUGAUUGAUGUCAAACGUGUAAAUGUCCAGCAAAUGGUUCCAACUUUACAUUCGCAUUUAUUACACGGUUUACACCGCUUCUGGCUUGAAUGUCGACAUUCCAGGCUAGUAAUAACAGAUUUUCGCUUUUGAAGAGGCUUAUGCUCGGUUUGGUUAGAUUGAAUUGCAAUUGAAUUGGAAUUACAAUAAUAUUGAAUUGAAAAUGAUAUAUUAAUAUUGUAAUUCAAUUUCAAUUCCUUUGUUUGGAG
Molecule: messenger RNA, 2222 nt
Organism: Oldenlandia corymbosa var. corymbosa
Lineage: Eukaryota; Viridiplantae; Streptophyta; Magnoliopsida; Gentianales; Rubiaceae
Source: the annotation of a GenBank genome assembly